UAAAAAUAGAAGAAAAUUUUACCUCUUACACAGGAUUCGGUUGGUGGCAAGCAGGUGAAGUCGGUGGUUUGAGGAGGGAGGAAGAGGGCUCAAUGGGUGAAACGGGUAGAGGAGAUUUGUGGCUAGGGCAGGAAGGGAGGUCGGCGGCUCUAUAGGUUCGAAUGGCUCGGAGUGGGGGGAGGUCGGCUAGUUGUAGUGCGGCUAGGUCGACGGGGUAUGGAGCAGGGCUCGGUACAGGAAGAGGAAAUCGGAGGAGAUCGGGCCGGCUGCGUCUUGCGGCUAGGGCAGAGAGGAGAUCAAAACGGGCAAAGCUUGGUCGAGUGGAAGAUUAGGGUUUAGCGGCUUGGAGGAGGGAAUCGGAAGCAGUAGAGGGUUCGGCUGGAGGAAGAUCGAGAGCUGCUCUGACAGGGAGGCCGUUUGGCUGCGAGGGAUUGAGAGAGGAGAAGGGCGAGCUCUCGUGCGUGGAAGAAGCAUAACGCGAGUGUCUCGUCUUCCUUUUAUUAAAACGAAUGGGAGAAGAAUCAAGGCAAGACGGGGACACGAGUUCGGCGCCGUUUGCAGGGAAGGUACUGUAGCAGGCGGCUGUAUACGCAGGAUCCGCGCAGAGAUUUCGGCAGGGUUUGCAGGAUUACGAUUGCUGUUCUUGAAGCUCUGGCAGGAAGAAAAUGUCUCGGCGUGGAGACGGCCGCGGUGGCUUCUAUGGAGAGAGAUAUCAACAUCCACCUGCUUCCGGCGAGCGCGGAGGGAGAAACAUAGGUCGCAGCGGCAACAGAGGCCGCGUCGUCGGUGAAACUCGCAGCCGCGGUCAACGAUUCGGAAUGGGCGGUGCAAUGCCGCCCCAGCAGGAGAGACCGACCCCGUCGUCGUCGUCCUCUGCCUCGGGCUUGUCUUCUCUCAGUAAGGCUUUCGAGGAGAGCGUUCAGAUCCACAAUGGGAUAUCGGAGAAUGGAACGGCUGAGUUUCCUGCACCCACCGCGGCUUCGUCUGUGGAUUCUGCUAUUUCGUCAGCUGAGACGGCUACAGAGGCCGUGGUUCCACUCGGUUCCAGUACAAGUGUUGUGCAUCCACUUCGUCCAGGUUUUGGAUCCGUGGGAAGGAAAAUAAUGAUUCGUGUGAAUCAUUUUCUUGUGGACGUUGAAGAUAAAAAUAUUUUUCAAUAUUCAGUUAAAAUAGAACCGGAAGUAAAAUCAAGGGCUUUUGGAAGAAUGGUAAUGAAGAAAUUGAUUGAUGAUUUUGGUGAAUUGCAUCUUGGUCAGCUUAAGCUGGUUUAUGAUGGAAGAAAUAUUUUUUACACUGCGGGGCAGCUGCCAUUCACUUCAAAGGAUUUUGAGUUGACUGUGAUAGAAAGGAGAAGUCGUAAGAAAACGUACACAGUUUCCAUUGAAUUCACUAAAGGUUUUGAUUUGCACCCUCUAAAGCAGUUUCUGAAGGGGAGGCAGAGGGACUGCCCUCAUGAAACCAUACAAGCACUUGAUGUGGUUUUGAGGGAGUUUCCUUCAGAAAACUAUGUCUCUGUCUCGAGAUCAUUUUUCUCUCCAAAAUUUGGCAAUAAGGAGGCAAUUGGUGGCGGUUUGGAAUGCUGGCGAGGUUAUUAUCAGAGCCUUCGACCAACACAGAUAGGACUAUCUUUGAACCUCGAUAUUUCGGCAACAUCUUUUUUUAAACCUGUGAAACUAAUGGAUUUUGUAUCAGAAUCUCUUGAGCUCAAGCCGCUUCCUAAGGUUUUUUCAGAGCAUCUUCGUAUACAGGCGAAUAAGAUCUUAAAAGGAGUUCGUGUGGAAACAACGCAUAAUUCAAAGCCAUCUAGAUGUUAUAAAAUCACUGGGCUAACAUCUCAGCCAGCAAACAAAUUGCUGUUUUCGGUCGAUGGUCAAGCAGAUACAAUAUCUGUUGCUCAAUACUUCAAAGAUAGAUACAAGUACAAUCUCCUAUAUGCUUCAUAUCCAUGUGUGCAAGCAGGAAACAGCAAGAAGCCAGUGUAUCUACCGAUGGAGUUAUGCAAAAUUGUGGAAGGUCAAAGGUACUCUAAAAAGCUCAAUGAACAACAAGUGGCAAAUAUGCUGAGGGCAACUUGUAAGCGCCCAGCAGUCAGGGAGGAUGGCAUAAUGAAGAUAUGGAGUCAAAAUAGUUACACUGAUGAUAUGCAUGCCAAGGAGUUUGGUAUCACAGUUGAUCGACAUCUUCAGUUCGUGGAAGCACGCAUUCUUCCUCCCCCUAAGCUCAAAUAUCAUAAUAAUGGUCGGGAAAGGACAUGCAAUCCAAGUCUUGGAAAGUGGAAUAUGAUCGGAAAGAGGAUGGUUAAUGGUGGUACUGUUGAUUCAUGGGCUUGCAUAUGUUUUGCUGGGCGAGUUUCUGAAGAUGCGAUUUAUUAUUUCUGUAACGAGUUGGUUGGCAUGUGUAACAACAUUGGAAUGAUUUUUAAUUGCAACCCGGCAGUUGACAUUUCUUUUUGGCCACCGUCACAAGUUGAAAAUGGCUUAAGAGACUUGUACCACUUGUCUAUUGAAAAAUUGAACCAUGAAGGAAAACACCUUCAAAUGUUGAUUGUUGUUUUGCCAGAGGCCAGUGAUUCAUAUGGGAGGAUAAAAACAAUCUGUGAAACAGAGCUUGGUCUUGUGACCCAAUGUUGCAAACCAACAAAAGUACUCAAGUGCGAUAAGCAGUAUCUUGAAAAUAUUGCUUUGAAAAUUAAUGUAAAGGUUGGUGGAAGAAACACUGUACUUGAGGAUGCAUUCAAUAAGACACUUCCUUUUAUUUCUGAUGCACCAACUAUUAUUUUUGGGGCUGAUGUAACCCAUCCAUCCCCAGGGGAGGACUCCCAGUCCUCCAUUGCCGCGGUUGUGGCAUCCAUGGAUUGGCCUUUGAUGACAACUUACAGGUGUCUAAUAUCAUCUCAGCAACAUCGACAGGAAAUGAUACAGGAUCUCUUUGCAAGCAAUGCUGAUCCUAAAAAGGGUAAUGUUGCAGGAGGGAUGGUAAGGGAGCUACUGCAAGAAUUUUACAAAGUGACAAACAGGAAACCCAAUCGUAUAAUAUUUUACAGGGAUGGGGUUAGUGAGGGCCAGUACGCUCAAGUCUUGCUGUAUGAAGUUGAUGCCAUUAGAAAGGCUUGUACCUCUCUAGAUGAGGAUUACCUUCCCCCUGUCACAUUUGUAGUGGUGCAGAAGCGCCAUCACACGCGAUUGUUCCCUGCUGACCAUCACCAGAAAGAUUUGAUUGAUAGAAGUGGAAAUAUAUUACCAGGAACUGUGGUGGAUAGAGCCAUUUGUCAUCCAACAGAAUUUGAUUUCUAUUUGUGCAGCCAUAGCGGCAUUCAGGGCACAAGUAGGCCAACUCACUAUCAUGUCCUAUUUGACGAAAACAAAUUUUCUGCUGAUGCAUUGCAGUCUUUGACCUAUAACCUUUGCUAUACAUAUGCUCGCUGCACUCGCUCUGUGUCUGUUGUUCCUCCAGCAUACUAUGCGCAUCUUGCGGCGUUUCGCGCACGAUACUACGUCGAAGGGAAGCCGGAAUAUAGAUCUAAUCGCACAAACACGAGGGAGAAAACAUCUGAGAUACAGCCACUUCCAAAGAUCAAAGACACCAUCAAACAUGUAAUGUUCUACUGUUGAUGAGCUUCAGCUCAAGGUAUAGUUUUGAUAGCUUGGAAUUUGUUCCUUCACUUCUGUUUAGAAUUGUUCUUGCUAUCUUGCUUCAGGUAUUGACAUUGUUGCUGUUUCUACGAUUUGAGUCAGUUUUUUUACCA
Molecule: messenger RNA, 3745 nt
Organism: Dendrobium catenatum
Lineage: Eukaryota; Viridiplantae; Streptophyta; Magnoliopsida; Asparagales; Orchidaceae
Product: protein argonaute MEL1
Exons: 23
Coding region: 666-3611 (981 amino acids)
Biological process (GO): regulatory ncRNA-mediated post-transcriptional gene silencing
Cellular component (GO): cytoplasm
Molecular function (GO): RNA binding; protein binding
Source: RefSeq, a predicted model, not a curated record